This is a messenger RNA of Orbicella faveolata, 1478 nucleotides long. Its product is annotated as carbohydrate sulfotransferase 11-like. Gene Ontology annotation, biological process: carbohydrate biosynthetic process. The record is from RefSeq and is a predicted model, not a curated record. NCBI's taxonomy places the organism in Eukaryota, Metazoa, Cnidaria, Anthozoa, Scleractinia, Merulinidae. Gene Ontology annotation, cellular component: membrane. Gene Ontology annotation, molecular function: sulfotransferase activity.
UACUACACUGAAAUCAAAAUUCUCGCCAAUUCUAGGUUAGCUUAAUCGGGCUUUGAACAACUUGGCUCAGUAUUUUAACCCCUCCACAUAACCGAUAACACCUUGUGUGUUUUCGUUUCUUCGUAGGGCAAAGUCAUGCUGAGCAGGCCACAAAAGAGGAUUCAAAUGUACAGACUAUGCAGGUAUGGCAGAAAAAAAUGGAAACCGAGUGUAACUGAGAACUUGCAGUGGCAGAUUACAUUUUAUAACAUCCCACAGAAAAUGAAGCCACUUAAAAUAUAUACAAGAAAGCCUUCGUAUAUUCCCAUCAUGCUCUGCGCGUAUUGUCGCAUUUUUUGCGUUGGUCUCUGCAUUUUCAAUGGCAUGGUAUAAAAUACGCUGUCUCGUGGAAUAGCAGAGAAUAUUCCACUUGUUACUUGUAUUGUUUUUGGUAUACACACUCAACUAAAGGCUCUUGUGUACUCCGAGAAAUUUAAGUGACUCGUGGGAUAUUAGACGGUAUACCACUAGAAAGCAUUGAAUUAUUAAUAUAACAGGAGCCUAUCAUUUGGACAUGUGGACAUAUUUGGUUUGGAAACUUUAUGAUAAUUUAGAAAUACCUUGCUUUUAAGCAAAAUAUUAAAGGGGAUCAUAAAGAGGGUUUUCUUUCUUAAUUUCAGGAAUCAUUAAGUUUUAACUCUAAGGGACAAAACGAGCGUAGAAAGCUGGUUGAGAAGUUCUGUGCAAAGACCGGCCACAGUGAGAUGCCCGAUCCGUUUCAUUUAGCAGUGAUUCCUUCUCUUCAAAUCCUGUACUGUGUCAUGCCUAAAGUUGCCUCCAGACAAUUGAGGAGAAUGCUGUAUCGAUUUAACACAGGUAGGGGGGAGUUGCGAUUAAAAGCGUUUCCUCCCUACCAGCAGAAGCAGAUCUUAGAAACAUAUUUCAAGUUCACGUUUGUUCGUGAGCCGUUUGAGCGAAUCCUUUCUGCGUACAAAGACAAGUUUGUUUAUCCAAGAUUUCCCCGCUCAAAACUUCAACUUCACGGCACAGCAAUUCUAAAAAGCGUUCGUCCAAACGCUUCCCAGAGCGCACUUGAUAAGCUCGAUGACAUCUCUUUUCGUGAAUUCAUUGAAUAUUUAGUCACCAAAGGAAGUAACAAGAGUACACCUGUUAUGGACUGGCACUGGGACAAUUACGUCAACAUUUGUGGAAUGUGUGCCAUCAACUAUGACUUUAUAGGUCAUUACGAAACUUUUGAUCAAGACAUGGCAGAUUUUAAAGAGGCUGCAGGGUUAACGCCCGAAGAUGCAAAGAGAUUCAAUGCUCAUUCCAACAAUAAAUCCAGUACCGCCUCCUCUUUGCUCAGUUAUUACUCGCAGAUUCCCAUAGAAUGGAUCGACAUCCUUGGUCGGUUGUUCAGAGCCAACUUUGAGAUGUUUGGAUACAACUUCCCGGGACCUCUUCAGAGUCUUUUUGAGAAAAAGAAGAGAGAACAGUGA